Molecule: messenger RNA, 3825 nt
Organism: Daucus carota subsp. sativus
Lineage: Eukaryota; Viridiplantae; Streptophyta; Magnoliopsida; Apiales; Apiaceae
Product: pumilio homolog 1
Exons: 9
Coding region: 328-3387 (1019 amino acids)
Biological process (GO): post-transcriptional regulation of gene expression
Cellular component (GO): cytoplasm
Molecular function (GO): mRNA binding
Source: RefSeq, a predicted model, not a curated record
ACACACACUCGCACACUCUUAACUCUUUUCUCUAUAUAAAAAUGUCAUCUUCAGUCGCCGAUCAUCGAGUAUCCUCAUCGCAAAAUUAAUGAUAUUACACACAAAAUCAGCUGUAUCUAUAUGUUUAUGACACAUUGUAUCGAUUCAUGUAUUUUGAUCGGUGAACUAAGUGAUUAAAGCUUAAAGUUUUGAUUUUGAUCGGUGAAUUAAGUGAUUUGAGGUUAAAGUUUUGAUUUUGAUCGGUGAAUCAAGUGAUUUGAGGUUAAAGUUUCGAUCUUUGAUCGAUUUCUGUUAAAUUUGAGGUGUUUGUGUUUGGGUUUAGGUGAAAUGAUUACGGAUAGUUAUUCGAAGAUGAUGUCGGAUAUCGGAAUGCGAUCGAUGAUGCAGAAUGAGGAUUUAGGGUUUAUGUUGAGGAAUCAGGAGAUUAGUGAUAGGGAAAGAGAUAGAGAGAUAGAUUUGAGUAUGUAUCGAAGCGGUUCAGCUCCGCCGACGGUCGAAGGAUCGUUGAAUGCUGUAGGUGGAUUGUUGAGUGGUGGCGGCAGUGGUGUUAGUGAGGAGGAAAUUAGGUCUGAUCCGGCUUACAUUUCGUAUUAUUAUGCGAAUGUGAAUAUGAACCCUAGGUUGCCGCCGCCUUUGUUGUCGAAAGAGGAUGGGAGGUUUGCGCAGCGGAUGCAGGGGGCUGGGAGUUCAGCUGCUAUAGGUGAUAGGAGGAAGAUUGGGAGGGAGGAUGGUGGUGAUGGGAGUAGGUCGUUGUUUUCGGUGCAGAUGGAGAAAGGACAGCAGCAAGGGAGUAAUGGAGAGUGGAGUGGUGAUGGACUUAUCGGAUUGCCUGGUUUGGGAUUAGGUGGCCGGCAGAAGAGUAUUGCUGAACUUAUUCAGGAUGAUACUACUCAUCAGACAUCUGCUUCGGGGCACCCUUCUCGUCCAACAAGCCGUAAUGCUUUUGACAAUGGUGUUGAACCUUCUGAAUCUCACUUUGCACAGUUUAAGCAGGACUUGGCUUCACUGGAUGCUGUGCAUGCUUCUGCAAACAUUCAAGGCCUGUCUUCUACUCAGAAUGUUAAUUCCUCGGUUUCACAUACUUAUGCUGCUGCAUUAGGUGCUUCCUUGUCAAGAAGUACGACUCCAGAUCCGCAGCUUUUAGCUAGAGCUCCUAGUCCUCGAAUCCCUUCUGCUAGAGGAGGCAGAAGCUCUCUGGAUUUACAAAAUGUUAAUGGGUCAAUUUCAUUCAAUGGUGCAUCUGGGCGUGUGAGUCAGCAAGCAGAUCUGGUUGCUGCUUUGUCAGAAAUAACUCUAUCAAACAACCUUCUGGAUGAAGAGAACCAUGCCAGGUCUAGAAUUCAGCAAGAGAUCGAUGACCAUCAAAAUUUAUUCCAUCUGCAGGGUGAUCAGUACAAUAAUAAACAACAUCCAUACUUAAACAGGUCCGAACCUGGGCAUUUGCAAUCUAUAUCCCAGUCAGGCAAAGGAUCUUAUGGCUAUGGGGUAAGGGCGGAACUGAACAACUCUUCUUUAUUAUCUGAUGUGCAAGUCAAUCUUCACAAGCCUUCGCUGGCAUCUGCAAACUCUUACUUGAAAGGGCCAUCCACACCAACACACAAUAGUGGAGGAAGUUCACCUUCUCAAUAUCGUAAUGUUGGUAGUCCGAAUUCAUCAUUUUUAAACUAUGGUCUAAAUGGGCACAACAUCAAUCCUGGAUCGCCGUCCAUGCUUGGAAAUCAGUUUGCAAGUGGAAGUUUGCCACCUUUGUUCGAAAAUGUUGCAGCUGCUACAGCUAUGGGGGACUCCAGAAGAAUGGGUGGCUUGGCCCUGGGGCCCAAUUUAAUAGCUGCGGCAGCAGAGUUGCAGAACCUCAGCAGAGCUGGAAAUCAAAAUGCAUUGAAUGGUCUUCAGGUUCCACUUGUAGACCCAUUAUAUCUUCAGUACUUGCAAUCAAAUGAGUUUGCUGCUGGCGAGGGUUUGAAUAAUUACAUGGAUCUUGCUGGAAUCCAGAAAGCCUACUUAGGGGGUGUCCUUUCACCCCCCAAAUCACAAUAUGGUCUUCCUUACCUCGGAAGUCCAUCCAGUCUGACUCAUGGUUACUAUGGUAACCAAGCAUAUGGACUCGGAAUGUCAUAUCCUGGCAGCCCAUUAGGUGGCUCCCUUCUACCAAACUCUCCCUUCGGACCAGGUAGUCCUAUCAGACAUGGCGACAGGAGCCUUCGCUUUCCCUCAGGAAUAAGAAACUUUGGUGGGGGUGUAAUGGGACCGUGGCACCCCGAAGCUGGUGGUAUGUUAGAUGAAACUUUUGCAUCCUCUCUCCUGGAUGAGUUCAAGAACAACAAGGCUAGGUGUUUUGAGCUUUCGGAAAUUGCCGGGCAUGUUGUGGAAUUCAGUGCGGAUCAGUAUGGGAGUCGCUUCAUACAACAGAAACUUGAAACUGCCACAAGUGAGGAGAAGAACAUGGUUUUUGAUGAAAUCACGCCACAAGCACUUUCACUGAUGACUGAUGUGUUUGGCAAUUAUGUCAUUCAGAAGUUUUUCGAACAUGGAACUGCAACACAAAUAAGAGAACUGGCUGAUCAACUCAAUGGGCAUGUUUUGAACCUCAGCCUUCAAAUGUAUGGUUGCCGAGUGAUUCAGAAGGCCAUUGAAGUUGUUGAUCUGGACCAGCAAACUAAAAUGGUUGCAGAACUUGAUGGCCACAUCAUGCGCUGUGUACGAGAUCAGAAUGGAAAUCAUGUUAUUCAGAAAUGUAUUGAAUGCAUCCCUGAAGAUGCAAUUCAGUUUAUCAUUUCUAUAUUUUAUGAUCAAGUGGUGACAUUGUCCACCCAUCCUUAUGGUUGCCGUGUAAUACAGAGGGUUCUGGAGCAUUGCAGUGACCCAAAAACUCAACAGGUAGUGAUGGACGAAAUUAUGCGGUCUGUCUGCAUGCUGGCUCAAGAUCAGUAUGGAAAUUACGUUGUUCAGCAUGUGCUGGAGCAUGGGAAGCCUCAUGAACGUACUUGUAUAAUUAAUAAAUUGAUAGGCCAGAUAGUUCAGAUGAGCCAGCAGAAAUUUGCUUCCAAUGUUGUGGAAAAGUGUUUGACUUUUGGUACUCCAGAAGAGCGCCAAUCCCUAGUUGACGAGAUGCUGGGAACCACUGAUGAAAAUGAGCCUCUCCAGGCAAUGAUGAAAGAUCAGUUUGCAAACUACGUUGUACAGAAAGUGCUGGAGACUUGUGAUGACCAGCAGCUUGAGCUUAUACUUAACCGUAUUAAGGUUCAUCUUAAUGCACUGAAAAAAUAUACAUACGGAAAACAUAUAGUUGCGCGUGUAGAGAAACUCGUUGCUGCUGGAGAAAGGAGAAUUGGCGUGCUGGCUUCAUAUUCUGCUGCUGCCGCCGCAGCCGCCGCAGCCGCUACCUAGCCUACAAAGAAGCUGUACAGCUAACUUGGUUUAAUAUAAUUGCCUUUCUAGUCUAUGUUUUCACGUUUAGCUGUGUAUUGGCUCAAUUUAUCUGUUUAUUAAGAUAAAUAAGAGCCAGUUGCAAAUAAAAUCUGUUCUUUGUAAAAUGUACAUUGUUAGUUUUGAGGAUAUACCUAGAAUCAGGGUGGCUUAGCUGAGGCUAAGAUGGUGAAACACACCCAAUGCCCCUGCAGAGGAGAUUUAAAAAAGGGUCACUGUACACAGUGGUGUAAGAAAGUGGGAGAAAGAUGUAGAAGUUUGUCAUCGUGACUGUACAAAUGUUGUUGGGUGCAUAGCAUAGCCUUUGAUGUUUAGAAGUGGCCAGAAUUUUUCCUUAAUAUAUGUAUGAAUUUGUUUAAGUUUCCCUUAAUUAUAGAACCUUUUCCGGUUUUCCCUGAA